GUGAGCGGAGAAGGAGGGGCGGCGGGGGUGACGGUGCUAGAGCCGCUGGCGGCGCCGGGGCGGUAGUCGGCGGCCCGGGCCUGCGGACGAGGUGGGCCGGAGGCCAGGUCAGCUGCCCGGACCCUCCGACGCAGCCCCGCACCGAGCGGCGGCGAUUUCUGGCGAGGUGGGGAGGCGCUGCCAAGCCCCAGCCGGGGAAGAUGUUCAACGUGGAGUCGGUGGAGCGGGUGGAGCUGUGCGAGAGCCUUCUCACUUGGAUCCAGACAUUUAAUGUGGAUGCACCAUGCCAGACCGUAGAAGAUUUAACGAAUGGGGUUGUGAUGGCCCAGGUUCUUCAAAAAAUAGAUCCUGCAUAUUUUGAUGAAAAUUGGCUAAACAGAAUCAAAACCGAAGUAGGAGAUAAUUGGAGGCUAAAGAUAAGCAAUUUAAAGAAAAUUUUAAAGGGAAUCCUGGAUUACAAUCAUGAGAUUUUAGGACAGCAAAUUAAUGACUUUACCCUUCCUGAUGUGAACCUUAUUGGAGAACAUUCUGAUGCGGCAGAGCUCGGAAGGAUGCUUCAACUCAUCUUAGGCUGUGCUGUAAACUGUGAACAGAAGCAAGAGUACAUCCAAGCCAUUAUGAUGAUGGAGGAAUCUGUUCAACAUGUUGUCAUGACAGCCAUACAAGAGCUGAUGAGUAAGGAAUCGCCUGUCUCUGCUGGAAAUGAUGCCUAUGUUGACCUUGAUCGCCAGUUGAAGAAGACUACAGAGGAACUGAAUGAAGCUUUGUCAGCAAAGGAAGAAAUUGCUCAAAGAUGCCAUGAACUGGAUAUGCAGGUUGCAGCAUUGCAGGAGGAGAAAAGUAGUCUCUUGGCAGAGAAUCAAGUAUUAAUGGAAAGACUUAAUCAGUCUGAUUCUAUAGAAGAUCCCAACAGUCCUGCAGGAAGAAGGCAUCUGCAGCUCCAGACUCAACUGGAACAACUCCAAGAAGAAACAUUCAGACUAGAAGCAGCCAAAGAUGAUUAUCGUAUACGCUGUGAGGAGUUAGAAAAGGAAAUCUCUGAACUUCGGCAACAGAAUGAUGAACUAACCACUUUGGCAGAUGAAGCUCAGUCUCUGAAAGAUGAAAUAGAUGUUCUUAGACAUUCUUCUGAUAAAGUAUCUAAACUAGAAGGCCAAGUGGAAUCAUAUAAAAAGAAGCUAGAAGAUCUUGGUGAUUUGAGGCGUCAGGUUAAACUCUUAGAAGAAAAGAAUACUAUGUAUAUGCAGAACACUGUCAGUCUAGAGGAAGAGUUAAGAAAAGCCAAUGCAGCUCGAAGUCAACUUGAGACAUAUAAGAGACAGGUAGUAGAACUACAAAAUAGAUUAUCUGAAGAAUCGAAGAAAGCAGAUAAAUUAGAUUUUGAAUAUAAGCGGCUAAAAGAAAAGGUUGACAGUCUUCAAAAAGAAAAGGAUAGGUUAAGAACGGAAAGGGAUUCUCUGAAGGAAACCAUUGAAGAACUUCGUUGUGUACAGGCUCAAGAAGGACAGCUCACAACUCAAGGCUUAAUGCCUCUGGGAAGUCAAGAAUCUUCAGAUAGUCUGGCAGCAGAGAUUGUUACACCUGAAAUCAGGGAGAAACUUAUUCGUCUUCAACAUGAGAAUAAGAUGUUAAAAAUUAACCAAGAGGGUUCAGACAAUGAAAAAAUCGCCUUAUUGCAGAGCCUUCUGGAUGAUGCAAAUCUGCGCAAGAAUGAGCUAGAGACAGAGAAUAGGCUGGUAAAUCAAAGACUUCUGGAAGUACAGUCACAAGUUGAAGAAUUGCAAAAGUCUUUACAAGAUCAAGGCUCAAAAGCAGAAGAUUCAGUUCUUCUAAAAAAGAAGCUGGAAGAACAUCUGGAGAAGCUUCAUGAAGCCAAUAAUGAAUUGCAGAAGAAGAGAGCCAUUAUUGAAGAUCUUGAACCACGAUUUAAUAACAGUUCCUUAAAAAUUGAAGAAUUACAAGAAGCUUUACGAAAGAAAGAGGAGGAAAUGAAGCAAAUGGAGGAACGAUAUAAAAAGUACUUAGAGAAAGCCAAAAGUGUUAUCCGGACUUUAGACCCUAAGCAGAAUCAAGGAGCAGCACCAGAAAUACAAGCUCUUAAAAAUCAGCUCCAGGAACGGGACCGACUGUUCCAUUCUUUAGAGAGAGAAUAUGAGAAAACAAAGACUCAAAGAGAAAUGGAGGAGAAAUAUAUUGUUAGUGCCUGGUACAAUAUGGGAAUGACCCUGCAUGAAAAGGCGGCUGAAGAUAGACUUGCUAGUACAGGUUCAGGGCAGUCAUUUCUGGCUAGGCAAAGGCAAGCAACCAGCACAAGAAGAUCUUAUCCGGGCCAUGUUCAACCAGCCACAGCAAGGUAGACAAGUCUUGCCAUCAGAAUUAAAAAACACCCUGCAUUCAAAACAUACUUCUGUUACAUAUGACAACAUUUCAGGAAAUUCAGCCAGCUUAUUUUUUUGUCUCUUUUAUGUUGGUGUUUAGUUGUUUCUCAUUUGAGGACUUUCUCUCUCCUCUAUCUAUAUUUUAGUUUCUUGGUUCUUUAUUUUGUAGUCCUUUCAGUUCCUUUUAAUGUGCCAAAAAUUUUUAAAUGCCCAAUUAAAAGUGUUGUAUAAUAGUGUACUUUUCUUUGUAUGAAAAUGUCCUUUCCCCAAUGGUGUAGGCUUUGUAAUGAAUUAGAUUUUCUGCCAAUAAUUGAUAUACAAUUUAUAUUCUUUAUUGUGCCUCUGUGUUACCAUGCUUUAUAAGAAUGUCUUUGUUUAAAGGGAAUUAAUCUUUUUAUGAUGUAUUAAUCUGUGUUUUCAAUUGUUUUCCAAAUGCACUUCAAAUAACUUGCAUAUUUACUAUAUAAAAUGAUUGGCAAGUGCACUUUUUGCAAAGGCAUAAAUACAUUGGCAGAGGUGCUAAUCAGAUGUUACCUAAGGCACCUGACAGAUUUAUUUAGAGGGGAAAAAAUGAGUUUUCCACAUUGUUUUAUAGGAAAUUAAAUUUGUCCGAAGAUUUGGAAACUAUUUUUAAAACAUACAUAAAAUUUCAUUAUUUCUUGCUAUCUUGUUUGCUGACAGAAGAUAAAUGCAUUGGUUAGGUUAUUUGGGAGGAAAUUACAGAAGAAAAAAAAUCAGGCAGUGCAUUAAUUUUUUUCUUGUUUUGGAAUAUCCUAGUAACUGAAGAUCAAAUUAUAGCAAUGUGGCUAACACUUAACAGCUUCAAUAGCCCUCCACAUCUAAAAGAUUUAUUUUCCAUAUACUUACAAGUAAUAGGUAGCCUUACCUUUUGGACAAUUUCCUUUGACUUGCAUCUCAUUUUACUUAUUCUUUAAUAUAAAUCCUUCUAUUUCUCAGUAAUUCCUAAACCUGACAUCCUAAUAUGUCAUUAAGAUAAAUAAGUGACUUCUUAUAUGUGAUGUUAUGACAGUCUCUUAACAUUUUUUCUUAAUUCUAUGUACUAGUCCAAGAAUUUGCUACUGAAUAGAUUCUCUUGGGUAGUUGGUUGCUUUGAAGUUCUGAGAUUUGUUGACAGAUUGUAAACCAUGUUCAUUUACGUUGAUGAAUGGCUGUCAAGUAAUAAUGAUUAUAAAGCACUUUGUAUAAGGUGCUAUGUAAAUGUGAAAUAUCAUCCAUUUGAAAAUGAAAUGCCUCUGCCUGACUUUCCAUAUUGGCUUAAGAAUUUGGUCCCAAAUUAUAUUUAAGUUCCCUUCCAGCCUUUUUCUUGCAUCAUGGCCAAUUUUUUUUUAAAGCAAAAAAUUAUUGAAAUUAGAUUGGUUGGUUGGUUGGUUCUGGUUUUAGAUAGGUCACCUAAAAGAUUUUAUUUCAUGUACUUGCUAUUUGGAAGUUCAGGUUUCAUUUACUCCUGUAUAUUACAUACAAAUGAAUAACACUAAAUCAAGCUACAUGUAAUUAAGAAUUUUCAGAAACCAUAUUCAGGUGUCUGACUUCAAAUUCUUUACUGAUUUUUUUAAGUAAAUUGACCUAAAAGUUAGUAGUGUUUUCAUUUGUCCUCAGAAACUGUACUUGAAGAAAAGUAUUAGAGUGUACACAGAAAUGAUUCCAUAUUCGUGCUAAUUUUUUACAUUAAAUACAGAAGUCUGCAGUGUGAAUGCUUCUGCCUGAUAAGACUGUAAAGCAGGAAGAAUUCGUAAUAGUGGAGAGAACCACAUGAAUAGAAUGCAUUGUGGGGUUUCAGGAGGCUAAGCAGACCUCAUCAACAUAAUUUUAACAAUAAAAGAUUAAAAACCAGUUAAGAGGGUUCUACUCAUGUCCCCUUAUUUCACAAAUACCAUAAGGAUUUAACUGUUUAAAACAGGACAUUAACACUAACCUUGGUAACAUUAAUAUUAUUUGGAAAUUAUACUACGUGCAGAAUAAGAUAGAUGACAAUAAGAGUCUAUGAGCUGUUCGUUAAAUGGAUUGUAUCCUAUGAGAUGAGAAGUUUUCAUUUUAGUUCUAUAUUUACUGUCCCAGUCCUGGUCUCCUACCUACGUACCUACCUACCCACCCACCCACUCAGAUAUAUAUUUCUCUGAAUGGGAGGGAGGAAAAGGAGCCAGGCUUUUAGAAGCAAGUUUAUUUCUUAUUUUGCUUUGGCAUCUUUGGCAUGCUGUUAUUUUGGUGUUUACAUUCACAACUUUCAUUUCCCUUUACCUGUAUAGUUUAGUAUGUUACUUUGAUUAGAUUGAAGAAAUUCUAUUUCCAAACAUUCUGAUAUUUUUUUUAAAAAGCAGGAAUAAAACUUAGCUGUAGCAGUGACAGCCCUAUUCCUCUUGCCCAGCUUUGGACAGGAUUUAUAAAUCACUAUUUCUCCAGUAAUGGUUAAUAAUUUCUCAGGAGGUUUGUGAAAGUCUUAGCGUGUUUUAUCUAGAUGUGAGCUAUACUGUGCUAUAUUUUUACAAAUUCCUCGUAUACAGUAGCUUCAUACAGUGGAGCUAGCCCUGGCCUCAGCAGUGGACUAAGUACAGUAUUACUGCAUUAGGUUGGAAUGAUCCAUCCCUGCAGUGUUGAAUUCUUAAAAAAGCUUAUUUUCUGUUUUCCUUCUAACCAGGGUAAAAGAAUACAAAGUAAAUAACUAAAGAAUAUUAAAGAAUAACAUUUAUGUUCUGCAGUGUGUACUUAGAAAGUUUGUAAUUGGAAAAAAAUCCAACAAAUACCAUAGUUCACCACAUAGGAAAAGAGAAUAAUACAACUGUACAUAUCUUAAAAGAGUUUCAAAAACUCAGUCAUUUUAUCAUUUGUCUAAUUAUUUGAUAAUAAUUGACAAAAGUCACUAAAUAAAGGACCAGUGUUCCAAAAUUGAUUAAGAUUGAAUUAUUUCUGUUUGAUAGCCCUAGCCUGGUAAAGUUGGCUUGAUGAGAUAUGAGAUGAUUAGAUAAUAAUAGGAUAAUUUUGUUGAUGUUUUACUGUUUUUGUUUAUAUAGUAAAAGCUCACUGUACAAAAUUAAGCUAGAUGUUAUGCAGUCAUAAACCUUGGUCUUUAUAUCUCAUUAGUCCCUGCACAGGCAUGAGAAUCCACACUGUGCAAGUAGAUCAGCAAUAAGCGAUUGUUCAGUGAAAGAUGAGUUAGGCUGAAGAAAAGGUGAUUUUAUUAGCUACUUUAUUCAGAUCUCCUUUUCAGUAGCAGCUUUGUUUUUGUUAGCUAAUGAUAAGAAAUAUUUUUGAGUGUCCCUUGCUCCCAGACAAGCAUUCAUCUUUUCAAGAUAACACCAUGUUAAAUUUCAUUUUUUUUUAAAUUUUAUUUAUUUAUUCAUAGAGACAGAGACCGAGAGAGACAGAGACAGAGACAGGCAGAGGGAGAAGCAGGCUCCAUGCAGGGAGCCUGAUGUGGGACUGGAUCCCAGGUCUCCAGGAUCACGCCCUGGACCGGAGGCGGCACUAAACCGCUGAGCCACCCGGGCUGCCCAGAUAACACCAUGUUAAAAAUAUGAAAAUCUCUAUCCCAAUAUGAGAGUAUUUUGAAACAAAAAUCUAAAUUUUUAAAAUUAUCUUAACUUUCUACAUUUAAUUUCCAAUUGUCUAGACCUUAGAUUUUGGAAUGUUACAAUUAUCCCCAGUGGAACAUGUGAGAUUAUCUGAAAAAGCAUCCACAACCCACAGCCAGUGUAAACCUAGCUAGUUUUACAGCCCCAUGGAUAAGAACAACCAUGAUCCUAAAAUGAGAGAAAAAUGCUUGGUUUCUUGCUUUUUGCUAACUGUAGAAUAACAUUAAGACAAAAUGCUUUUUGUUGUCUAUUCAUUAAACUAUGGAAGGAAACUUUGACUUCUUAACCUUGUAUUAUGAAGGGACUUUUAUCAAGCUGAUGUAGCAUUAUAUUUCUUCAAAGGCAAGCCGGUAUGAUACCCUGCAGUAGAUGAAGGAGUGUACUAAACAAAAGAAAUGGGGUAUCAGAGUCUUUGAAAAUUAUUUUAGUGUGCUUUUUAUUUUCCCUUUUUAUAAGUUAAGAGGGUUUCCAUUCAAUAUGAUAAUCUCUUUUUCUAUAAUUCCAACUGUCAAAAUAGCAGUUUAUUUUGGUAGUUGUACAACCCAGUUUCAUUACAUUUAGAAAGCAGUUUCAGAGCUUAUUCUUUGUAACUAUAGUGAUUCUAAUAUUUUUUAUUAUGAAAUUUUUAUAUGAGGAAGGGUAUUCUCAAUGUAUCUGUCAUCCAAUUUUUUACUUUCUGUAAAGCAUAUUUAAAUAAUAAUUGGUGUAUGUUCCUUUUAUGAAAAAUUUGAAAAUGUUCUAUUGUCCAAUUUAAGCACAAUAAUUUUAUUGUAAAGGUUUGUAGUAAAACUGUUCAUUUUUCAGAAACCCAAAAAGCAAAAUAAUUUGCCACUGACACAGCUAAUUUCUGCUUUUCCCCACUCCCCAAAAACCACAGAAGUAUUACUUUAGCUUCCUCUUUACAAAGUGAAGGACAAUACAAAUGUGAUGAUAUACAUCUCUUUUAAAUCAUUGAUUAUGUUCUUGGGAAGAAUGAAUGUAUUGAUUAUGUUGUUAAAUAGCCUUUUAUCAAUCCAAUCCAACUCACAAUUAUCUAUGAAUUUAAAAACUUACGAAGUUUAUGUAAUGUUAUCUUGAACUAUACUUGGAUUCUUCACAUUGCACUUAAAUUGAUAAAAGGACAUUAGUUUAUUUGAGAAACUAGAGACCUGAACCUAAUUAUGGCAAGUAUAUGAGUUUUGACAGUUGUAGGGUGUCUAUACAUGUUCCCUAACAAUUAUUUAUCAACAAUCAUGUGAUGUCUCUCUUCAUUAUUUUUAUAUUUUCCAAUAUUUUCCAGUAAUAUUCUGUAAGAUAGGUUUGUAUGCCAUAUUUAUAAGUAAACAUAAAAAUUUGAGAAAGUAACAGAAGGCUCUUAAGACAAAUCCAUUCCUAGAAAUUAGAAUGGAUUAUUGGGAUAAGAAAUGGCCUGAUGAUAAACAAUUAUCUAGGUGGAUAGACGUACUAAUGCAAUUAAAAAUAACACUGUCUUAACAAAUGUUCCUAAAGUGACAGUUUACAUAAAAUCUGGCUUUCUUACAUGAUCAUUAAAUAAAAAGGAGUAGACAAAAUUUAUUUUCUAAUUGUCCUUCCCUUUGGUGGGCAUUAAUUGGGGAUACGAUAUUAACUAUAUGGUUAUCGGGGGGGUGGGGAAGCAUCUAUUUUCAUUUUAAAACUGUUCCCCAUUACUAAAUCUAAGAUAAUCACUUAAAACCAUUAAGGAUACUAUGGUUUGAUCAGAUGAGAAAUCUGUGGUGGCUGAAAAUUACUACCGAUUUCUCUAGAUCUGCUGCUUUGUCUAGUUUAUAAACCUUAGGCUCAAUGUUAUGUUCCCCCCUAAUUAGACAUAGUAGCCCCCACAAAAUUUUGUUUUAACUGAAGGCAAGAGUAGAGAUUUUAAAAUAUAUAUUCAAGAGAGUCUUUUAUGUACCUGAUACGUUACCCCUAGGCUCUGAAUUAGAUCUUUAGCGUCUGAAGAUGAAAUCAUCAGAAGUGUCCAUGGCCUUAAACUUUCAGGCCCAUAGGACUAUCAAAUAUCCUGAAUUAUAUCUACUCAGAGCUUAAAGGAAGAAUUAACUAUCAUGACAAGAGUAAUCUCAAAGUGAGAAAAGGGAAACUACCAAAGCAUGUGUGGCUUUAAUGUGUGUGGGAGACUUCUGAACAGGUGUUAUCACUUAAGAGAUCUCUAAGUUGACAAAGGAAAAUAAUUAGUUUAGCAGUUAUAUUGUCAAAAUUAAUAAAAGGGACUCAUGUUUAUUCUUGCUGUAUUGUCAACCUAUGGGCAGUGGUUACUGUAUAUAUAUUCUAUAGUAUGUUUAUAUAUGUCACUAUUAGAGAUGAGUGUCUUAAUAUUAUUUACUGUUACAUCUAUUCAUUUAUGUAUUAUUUAUACUUUACCACAAGACUCACAGCACUUUACUAAUAUUAGAUCAUUAUUUUUCUUCUACUUUUUUGUGGCAUUUUCAACUUGUAUCUUUUAUUCCUUAUGUUGGAGCACUCACUAAGAAAAGUGUAACAGAUCACCCAGAGAAAUGGGCUCUGUACUCUUCCUGAAAUAUCUAGAGUGGGAUCUGAAAAUAUAAGUCUAGAGACCUAUUUGAAGCUGCUUUGGGCCUACUAGGCAUCAAUUACAUUUUAUAUUUCACAUUAAUAAGACUCUUUUCAAGUCAAUACUCAUGAAGCCAAGUUCUCUUAAAUGCCAAUACACUUGAAACUUUCUGUUUUCUGGAGUUGCAUUAAUACAAAAUAAACAGUCUUCUAGUUAAUCAGAUGUUCUUACUUUUGGUUCGCCUGUCUCCUAAAAUACAGACAUAUGAGUUGCCCUUCGCUUUCUUUCAUAGUUCUUCAUUAUUGCCUAGCCCCAAAGACAGGAGAAAGCAAGCCAGGUUCCAGGAGCUCUAAAGUCAGAGAAUCUAAGAAAUGGUGGGGGUUAGCUGAUGGGAAAAGGCAGUCAGUACAGAUUGCAGAAUGCUCCAGAAAUAUUCUUCAUUCUGCUAUAACAGAUGAGCUUAAUGAACUUGGCUAUUCUUAAGUUCAAAUAUGGCAGUUUUCAGCUUGUUCUAUUAAGAUAUGUCUCUAAGAGUCAGGACUCUUCCAUUUGUAACUUGAAUAUAUUAAUAUUUGAAUCAUAGUCCAAAAGUAAUUGAAAUAUUUGUUAGGUAACCAUUGACACAUGAUUACCGCCAAAGAAUAGGGAGGUUUGCGCAUAAGAACUUUCUCUUAGAGUUUUGUUUUUGUGCUUUUACAUGAGAGAAAUGCUUUUGUAGUAUGGAAAGUUUCUGUAGUAUUUUCUUCUGCAUUACCUCCUGUUCUACUGAUGCUCUUUGCUUAAGUUACCUAGAAGAAAGCAACACUGAAAUAGAGAAGUCUAGACCCUGACCUUUGAGGGAAGAGCUGCUUUUUCCCCCCAAAGUAAAAAAUUAAAAAUGAAAUAUACAGAAGCAAAAUGUAAUGUUUUGAAUAUCUACUAAUUAGUUGGUGGAUGGAUAAGUUACCUUCUAAGUGUCUUUAUCAUCCAGUGUCUUUUUGCUAAUUUAGAUAAGACUAGAUUCUAUACCUACAUUGUCCGAUUUAUUAGCCACUAGCAUAUGAUGAUUUAAAUUUAAUAAAAUUCAAACUGUGGUUCUUCAGUCACCUAACCACACGUCCAGUGCUAAGGGCCACACAUGGACAGUGGUUACCAUUUUGGACACAUAAAUACAGAACAUUUCCAUCAUUGCAGAAAAUGGUUUUUUUACAAUGCCCAAAGAGAAAAUAGGGACAAAAUAAAAGUAUUCAAUUAACUUAUAAACUCUUAGAUUCUACUGCCAUAGUUGAAGAAAAUGGUUUUUCAUAUAAAAAUUAAUACAGCCCUUUUUAAAGUCAUUGGAAUAAUCAGAACCCCAUUCUUUGAAAUUAGUUUUCAAUAUAUUUUUAAACGGAUGCUCAGCACUUUACUUUUCAAGUAACAUAAUUAAAUCAUUUUAUAAAUCUUAACAGUAUCUUCAGGCUUUUUCCCCCUUUUUUGUAGUCUUUUCAAAUUGAUGAUACAUAGUUCAUCUGCAGGUAGAACAGAAACCAGUGAAUUCUUUAUUUACAAAUAAAAACUGUUAAACAUUUAUCCUUCUCUUCUGUUUUUUUAAUUAUAUAUAGAUCUAAUGAAAGUGGAAAAGUUUUUUUUGUUUAUCUCUCCCUUAAAGGUACAUCAGGAUCCAAAUUAUUUCUUGGGUUUUCUUUUUUUUUGGCGGGGGGGGUUCUUCAUAGUUUCUUGCUCUUAAUAACUUGGAUUAUAAAUCACAUUCAGUUUCAUGUAUGAGGCAAGCAUUUUAUUCUGGUGACUCAAUGAAACCUUUUAGUAUUUACUUCUUAACAUAAUGAAAAGGAUGUAUAUGGAUGCAUCUUUAAAUUUUUAAAUGAAAAUAAAGAGACUAAUCAUAAUUCUCUUGAGUCAGCUAGGUGCUUAGUUAAAUACUAAAACUAUCGUUAGGAAGUCAGGAUGCUUUCCUCUCCUUUUUUAAAUGUUUUAAAUCAGGCAACAGACUCAACCCAGUAGUGUCAAAUUCCAAGCAAAUUAUGAAAUUCUUAUUGUUCAGUACAGCUGGGUAAAAGGUGUGAUUUGAGGGUUUUGGUGUGUUUUUUUUUUUUCUUGUUGGCCUAAUUUAAUGUGUGUAUCACAGAGACUCAUGUUAGUUAAGGGAAAUUUUCAUUAUGCUUGAAAUAAAUAGUAUUUUAAUAUAAAUACAGGAAAUGACUGUACACAAAUGCCAAUCAAUGAUUUAAGGCCUUCAAAAUUGUUUUAAUAGUAGCCUUUUGUUUUUUAAUAACCUUAGUUAUUUAAAAUUUAGAUGCACUAAAAUGUCAUUGCCGUUACUAACUUUGCUGUGUACAGGUUAUGUAUAAUUCAGAAUGCUUUGCACUUAGAGGAAUAAUUUGUGGGUUUAUCUUGUUUGGCAAGUUUUCAUGUUUUAACAAUUGCCCCACCAUUUAUACACCCAAUUUUUGGUUGUGUAAUAAAUGGUAAAAUUCAAACAUACCUAAUAAUUUAAUAAUUUGCCUUAUUUUGAUUAAUAAAUUCUGUCAAAGAUUUGAAGAUAGAAAAAGGCUUUUUUUUUCCUUAAGUAUUUUUUACACUUUUCAGAUGAGCUGGAAAACACCUUAGUACAUUAGAGUUGGAGUUGUAUUGAUUACAGUCCCAGCUCUAAAGCCUUAUACUCAUGUCUUAAGUAUUAUUGAUUGUUCUAUGAAUUGUUGUUAGUUUCCUAUUUGGCAUCCUAGUUAUCCACCUUGCAGCUUAGCUUUUACAAAAAGGGUAUUACUAGCUGUAUUCUUAUUUCUGGUUGACUAUUGAAUUUAUAAUUUAAUGACUUCAUUCUUUGUCAAUGUAAUCCAAAAAUGAAAUCCCCUUAGGACUCUAAAUUUCUCACUUCACAAAUGGAAUCAAUACAGAAAUAGCAACAUUGUACAUAAUAGCAUCCAAGGAUUUUUCCAUGUGUUUACCAAGUUUACCAACCAUUUACUGUAUAUCAGAUUGGUGGGUUUUCUUAACUGGUUUUCCAAGGUGAAUGACUUGUUAGCCUCAGUAAGAAAUUUUCACUAAAUCACAAAAACAUAAGGUCCAAUAACCACCAAAAGACAGAUUUUUAAUUUUUUUGAAAUCUUAUAUUUCCUUUUGAUAUCACUUAUUCAUUUUAAUUUUAUGACUGCCAACUUGUUAUGGUAUUAAUUAUAUGUGUAUGUUUAUAUGUAUGCAUAUAAUAUAUGUAUAUGAAGAAUAAAGUUAAGAUUUGGUCAAACUAUAUUUUCCCAUUCAAGUACAAAAAUGUUUUCAAGGCUGCAAAAAGUGUACAGUUGUUAAACAAGUUGUAAAUAAAGACUUGUAUAAAAAUUCAA
Molecule: messenger RNA, 11812 nt
Organism: Nyctereutes procyonoides (raccoon dog)
Lineage: Eukaryota; Metazoa; Chordata; Mammalia; Carnivora; Canidae
Gene: HOOK3
Product: hook microtubule tethering protein 3
Exons: 22
Coding region: 201-2357 (718 amino acids)
Biological process (GO): cytoplasmic microtubule organization; cytoskeleton-dependent intracellular transport
Cellular component (GO): cytoplasm; centrosome
Molecular function (GO): dynein light intermediate chain binding; microtubule binding
Source: RefSeq, a predicted model, not a curated record